CGCAUUAUCACAACAUAUCAUCCAUCUUUCAAGUCUCGUUGAGUCGCCUCGUCGCCUCAGCUGUCAUGGCCCGCUCCCCUUCUCAAAUGGACGUGGAUGAAUACCACUCGACACUCUCCGACGCCAUCGAUCGCCCUGGCUAUCGGGAGACUAGUGGCGCACAAUACGACGGCAAGAGCACCAAGCGCGUCCGCGUCCCGCCGGUGACCAAGCUAGUCAAGUGGCAUGAUCUGCCGAACUGGUAUUCGCGCAAGGAUACGCCUAUUUUGAACCUGCCAAAGGAGAUCCUUGACAGACUCUUCUCCUUGGAGACAGGCCUAGGUCUCCGGGAUUACGUUGCCCUUGCCGGUGUCAACACAAUGUUCCGGAAUCUGUUCGACGACGCGUUGUUCAAAGAGCUCUGCAUCCACUUUGGUUUGGCCGACAAACUUACCCUCCCACCCACUGGCGCACCUCUCACCAACCAAAUCUUCAGCCGCGACGUCGCCGAGUGGAGGGUUCCAAAGCUCGUCGUGCGCAUUCGCGACAUCCCCUCCAACACGUACAUUCCCCGAGGGAAACGCGAGGACUGGUCGCGGGAGCAGUAUGCGGUUUACAGGCAAGAGCGGGAUAUCCACCUCAUGACGCACCGCGUUGCGCGCUAUAAAGCCGGGUACGAGGCCAGCGAGAAGCGUAAAGCCGCGGAAGGACGGCCGAUCGAGCAUCCCCCCGUGAAAGACGGCACGGCGACUCGACAAGUCAUCGGCGUGGUGAACGGCAGCCGGCCGGGGCAGCGGCCGUUCGGGCCGAAAGGCGAAGCGGGCGACCAACAGAUUGCGCGCUACGACCAUGCGGCGUAUGAGCGCCGUCUCGGCCGCAGGGUGUGGAAGAAGGAGAGGCUGGAGGAGCUCGAGGCCGAGCUCGAGAUGAUGAUUCACGUGGCGGAGCAUCCGCCGAGAGAGGAGGACGCGCCGCGGGGACCGUGGGUCGUCCCGUCGACGCCGGAAGACAAGGACGACCCGAGAGACGGUGACGUGUACGAAUUUGAUCCGACAGAGUGGAGCGAGCAGGGGUUCAAGGUCAUCCAUGACUUUUGGCCGAGUCCGUGGCGCGCGAAGGCUGUGGCGUCGCUGUACGAGAAGCGUAUCAACAAGACGACGGCGAAUGACAUUUACAAAGUGACGGACGCUGAGUUGGCCACGCUCAAGCAUGUGCUUGCGGUGAGAGCGUUGUGGUAGGGAUGCUGACAGGGCAGUCGAAUCCGCUGAACAAGGCGACGUGAGCGAGGUUGAGGACAUGUGCUGACGGUAGCCCGCGCCGCCUGUUCCUCGAGACGGCGGUGGAGUCACUGGCGUUUCGGGUUCAUGGGGGCCCCGUUGGUCACGCGAUAUAUCAUGCUAAGAUGACGGAUCGGAUCAGGAAGGGGCGUGAGACACGACGAG
Molecule: messenger RNA, 1421 nt
Organism: Cutaneotrichosporon oleaginosum
Lineage: Eukaryota; Fungi; Basidiomycota; Tremellomycetes; Trichosporonales; Trichosporonaceae
Source: RefSeq, a predicted model, not a curated record